This is a messenger RNA of Cuscuta europaea, 19500 nucleotides long. The record is from the annotation of a GenBank genome assembly. Lineage: Eukaryota; Viridiplantae; Streptophyta; Magnoliopsida; Solanales; Convolvulaceae.
UUCACAUGAAUCUAGAUUGGAUUAUCAAGAGGGAAAUUUCAACAAAUAGGUGCAAAACUUAUGGAUUUUUCAAAACUAAGACCAAAUAUUAGCGUGAGACUCAACUACAUCUACAUUGACCACAAUACUCUUACUUUUAGAAAAUAACAGACAUUAAAUAGAUAAUAAAUAGACAAUAAGUAGACAAUAAAUAUCACAGCCCAGCGCAGCCCUCCGGCGUUCCACCCACCGCCACCCUCAGGUUUCUUAGUCGUCGCCGCCCUCCAUGGUUCCAGCCGCUGCCCUCCGGCGUCUCAGCCUCCACCACCGCCUCUGGCAUCUCAGCCUCCUCUGAAACCCUUCGGCGUCUCAGCCGCCGCCGCCCUCCGACGUCUCAGCCUCUGCCACGCACCGGCGUCUCAGCAGCGGCUGCCCUCAGACGACAACCUCAUCUGUCAAUCUACUCCAGCGACGAGGCCACAGCCACACAUCAGCAGGAAAGUGGAUUGAAGGGGCUGAAGGGUCAAAUUGGAAGGAAAAAAUAGAGUUUCCUGAAAUAGAAUUAAAUAAAUCACACGGAUGGAAAAAACAUGACGAAGUCCUAUUUUUGUAAACUUGCAUUGAUUCAGUCUUACAAAGAGCAAUUUUCUCUAAUCAAGAUUCAAAAGUCAUUAAUUAGCACUACUCAACUAACCUCUAGUAAUUAAUAAUCCAUAAUAAUCUAAAGGAUGACAAUAAAAUACUACAAGCAGCUGCAUGCUUUCUUCAUCUGAGCCAGAACCUUUUGUAUCUCCUUAACAUUGCUGGUUGUGGUUGGAUUGAAGUAUGGAUGCUCCUCCAGCAAUUGCUUUGCAGUUGGCCUCUUCGCUGGAUCUUCCCUAAGGCACUGUUUGGCUACAUCUCCAAGGGGAGACUCCAACAUCACACUCCUCCUCUUCUUGAUCACUAUCUCAUCAUCAUAUUUCUUUUCCCGGCCACCGAAUGAUAAUAAUGAUAACUUCCUUAAGAACGAUGGCGACGCAGAUUUCGCGUCGCCGACGUAAAAGUCGUUAGCCAACAGCGACUCAAGUCCGGCGUAUGUUGAUACCGGAAUCUCGUCACAGCCAUAAACAAGCUCCAGAAUGAAAAACCCGAAGUCCCAAAUGUCCGCUGCCUUUCCGUGCACCAUCUUAGAGUCUUUCGCCAACUCUGGCGCCAUCCUGCACGGCGCCGUCUCACACAUCAACUGGCCAAACCCUAGUUUCACAGUCGUGCACUCCGCGUCCAUGUACACAUUCCUGGCGCACACGCUGCCGUGCGCGUGGCCCCCCUCUGCAGCGUGGAUGCAGUGUAAACCCUCUAGGGUUUGGCGGAGGAGAAAAGCCGCCGCCGCCGCAUUGGGUAAGCCGUGCCGAAAAGAUCGGGUCAUCGUUAUCAUGGACCGCAGCGAAACCCUAGAAACGGAAGGCAUGACUAUCCAAAGGUGGUUGCGGUUCUUGGAGGACUUGAAGGUAGUGUGCACUCCGACGAGGUUCUUGUGGUCCCCGCAGUGCUUCGCCAGCCUGUAGGCUCCGACCGUCUCGAACACGCAGUCCAGUUUGUCGGUGUCGACGAUCAGAAUCUGGACGGGGUAUGGAAUCCUGGACGGCGGCGGCGCUGCGUAGGAAGCUUUAGUCAUGACGGCGUAGGUGGUCGCGCGGAUCGUUUCUUGAAGAUCGUAUGCAUCUUCCGCACGAAGAAACCCUUCUCCCUCCAUGCUUAUUCAAUUGAUCUGUAGCUGCGCUAUAUAAGUAUACCACAAUCAAUUUGUUUAGGUUUCGCCGUAGCGAUUUACUAGUAGUAUGAAGUAAUUAUAUAUACAAUGUCACAUGAUCUUAUCUAUUUAGUGCAAUCUUAUCUAUUAAUUCAUCUCUUUUAAAAGUUGUUUCCAAAUAUUUCUUUUUAAAGUUGUUUCCAAAUACCGAUUAUUAACUUUUUACAUUACAUACUGCGUAAUACAUAAGUGAUUUUACAAUUUGUGAUCUCAAAGGUUAUGGCAUAUUGAUGAUAUAGAACCACAUAUAUAUACUACUCCCUUUAUUCCAUAAUUUAUUCAAAAUUAUACUAUGUACGUGGUAUUAAAUAGGACUGAAAGCAAUGUCUUCAAAAUAGAAGUGUUACAAAUUAAAGGGGUGUUUGGUUAAUGGUCUAUGAGCCAUUUUUGGCUAUUUUGAUAAAUAUUUGUCAUUUUGAUCAAAUGAAUCAACUAAUAGAGGUGUUUGGUUACUUGACUUUUUUAUUUAGCUUUUUAUCCAAACGGCCAAAUUAUAAAAAGCCAGAAAACUUGGUGUUUAGCCGGUUUAGGCAUCAGUUGAUUCAGUUUCUCGCCCAAUUUUCCUAAUCUACCCACGCAUAAUAUAAUUCUACGCCCCCGCCCUUCUCUUCACUAAUUCUCCUUCUCGACAAAAAAAAUUGCACUUUUGCUCUCCAUUUUUUCUCAAUCUCUGUACUCUCUCUUGAAUGAUUUUCGUUUUCUAUUUUACUUCUUUCAACCAAUUAAUGAUGUACUACGUAGUUGUUUCUUUAGUGAAGUUGUUUCUUUAGUGACUUCGUAUGGACAAGAAUAAUAAACAAGGCACUGCCAAAUUGAUGUUUUGAUGCUAUGAAAGAAUAAGGAAUGGAUUUCAACUCAUACAUGCAAGUCUAUGUCUGAAGCUCUUCUCUUCGUCUGAUCAAUUUUUUAAGAUCCGAUAUGAUCUGAAUUUUUAUGAUUUGAUCUGAUCUGAAUCUUUCUGAUUUGAUCUGAAUCUUUCUGAUCUGAUCUGAAUGUUUCUGAUCUGAUCUGAUCUGGUCUGAAUCCUUCUGAUCUCAUCUUGACUUUCUAAAGUGGUAUAUAAUAAUAAUAUCAAUAAUAAUUAUAAUAUAAUAAUAAUAAUAUAAUAAUAUAUAAUAAUAAUAAUAAUUACUAUUAUUAUUAUACUAAUAAUUAUUAUUAUUAUUAUAAUAUAAUCGAUAAUAAUAGAAUGUUUUCAAUUUGCUAUGAAUGUUUCUGAUCUGAUCUGAAUGCUUCUGAUCUGAUCUGAAUGUUUCUGAUUUGAUCUAAUCUGAUUUGAAUCUUUCUGAUCUGAUCUGAAUUUUUCCGAUCUGAUCUGAAUUUUUCCGAUCUGAUCUAAUCUGAUCUGAAUAAAAUAAGAAUAAGUAGUAAGUAAUAAGAAUAAGACGAACAGAACAACUUCUCAAUUCAUCAAAUGGGUUGUUGCUUUUUUUUUUUAACCCGUACUAAAAUUCGGUUUUAGCUGCUAUUUAUUCCGUCUACUACUGAAAUUGAGUUUUGCUGCUAUUUUAGUCCCACGGCUCAUACUUUGCCUUCAUUUUUAGAUGCUCCGAUCCAUAUUAGUUUCUUUAUUUUAUUUAAUCAGAUUUUUUAUUUUUAUUUUGCAUAGCUAAUUCAGCUAUAUAUAUUACGUUUAGGCCUCGCCAUAGAUGCUCUUAGCCUCUAAUUUACAAGUAGCUUGAGGCUUAGUAAGUUAGGUGCCAUGAAUGUUAUCCAACAUUCAAUUUUUCUGAAUUUUUUUAGGAUGCAUUAGGUGUUAUAAUUGUUGGGUGUGUUUCGAAAAAACAAAGAAAAUAAUUAAUAAAAAUUAAUUAAUUAAAUGACUAAAGAAAAAUAGAAAACAGAUGAAGCAGAAUUUAGCCAGAGCUCGUGCUACGCACGAUGUCUUUAAAAUGUAUUCGUCGCCGUCCACGGUGCUAGGAGCGUUGCAACGACCGUUUCCCAGGAUACGGUGGCUCACGAACAAACGUUUGAGCACACAAACGAAUGUUCCUGCGAACGGGAACAAGUCAGAACACUUAAGAAAUUUUCAGAAUGCUGGAGGUGUUUUUAGAGCUCAAAAUACGUGUAUGAUUGCUUGUGAAUAUGUCUUUGUUUCAAAGCACCUGCCAGCUAUUUAUAGGAGGAUUUGUUGUGUGUUAAAUGAAGUUUUAAAAGACAUGAACGUUGGACAUCAAUGACCAGUCCGUUGGGCAUUGAAUCGUCCAUAAACUGUCCAUUUAACGAUGCAUUAAAAGAUAAGAACGUUGGACAUUUAUUGUUGUAACGGUCCAGAAGACCUCGAGCCUUUCUGUUGCGACCAGAAGACCUCGACCCCUUCUGUUAUGAACAGAAUGCCUCGGCCCCUUCUGUUGUGACCAGAAUACCUCGGGGGUUUCUGUUGAGCCGAACAGAAGUGGAGCGGUUCUGUUGAGAACAUAACCUUCUUUUAGUCCGGACAGAAGCGGAGCAAUUCUGCCAGCCUGAAAAAAUAAGGAACGUUUACUGGAAGAAACAAAAACUAAAUCGUAUCUUUGAAUGAUAGAUUUUCGAACGACAUUUGUGUCCGUUGGUCGCCUGCGCACACGAGUCGUGAUUUUUCUUCUCCGUUUUCGAGAUUUGAUCGGCACCCCUUCCUGCGUGUGAAGAGAGCCUUUCCCCGUAGGAAUCUUAACUCCUUCAAAGAGGAUUCCCUUUAUAAGGGGGUGAAAAUACAUUGAGUUUUCCGGUGUGGGAUAAAACACACUAGAAACCCAUCAUUUUCAUAGUUUUUCCAUUUUUAACGAGUGAACUUCGAGAAUCAAUUUCUCAUUCACCCGUUAUCCAUUUUGAGUGUACCACAUAUCGAAUUGUAGCCCUUAACAAGGACAAUCUGAAACCACUUUGACCCGACCCAAAUCGGAAGUGCACACCACUCAAAAUAUUGCCCCAAAAUGACCAUUUAAUGCAAUUUUUAACACAGUUUUCCAACAAUAAUACGUAUAUAAAAAGUAGUUAGUAAAAAUCAUCUAAAACGAGUGCGUCCAUCUCCCUCUGAGUAGGGUUUGUGGAGCUGCGCACGUUAUGUGCGAUUCGUUCAUCGACAAAGCAGGCAGAGGCGGACGUGAAUUCUGCUUCUCCCCUAUAUGGCUUGAUUUCAUCUUUCUUCUAGCAUUCUUCAUUGGUAAAGCAGAGUAAUAUCGCAGGUGUACUCCUUGAGGUGGAGCACGUUAAGGAUGCAGUCAAUUACAGCUUACUCAGACGAGAAUCAAAGCUUUUGCUUGGGAUGGAGGACAUCGCAGAUAGAUAUAACAACAUGGAGAUAGGUGGAGAUGAGGACGAGCUGGUUUUCGACGAGGAGUCAGUCGGCGAGGGAGAAAACUCGGAUCGCAGUGCUACUUUCCCAAUCGUGGGUACUCUUCUCAAAAACAAAAUGGUGAAAUUUCCGGUGUUUAGGGAUCUCAUGGUUUCUCUAUGGCGCCCUGGGAAAUGGAUCUCAAUCAAAGAGAUCGGCGAAAAAAGGUACCUAUUCACUUUUUAUCACAUCGAUGGCUCGGAUUUAGGCGUGCCCGCCGAAGCUGAUGGUAAUACCCUCCUUGGCGUCUUCGUCUACAAUUGUUUUUAUUUUGCUAACUGUCCUCUUUUGUUAUGCAGAUUUUGUGAUGGACCGCAGAUCCGUCAUGGCCCUUGCCAAGGCGAAGGCGAAGGAGGAGAUGGCUGCCAAGGAGGCCGCGAAGCUGGCCGCUGCGAGUGGUGCGCAGCCGAGUUCAGAUGCGGCAAAGAAACCGCCCACCCAGCCGAAGAAAAAGCGGCUGGUUGAUGACGGUCAGAAGAAGUUGACUGAGGCUGGCAUGCAGCCUUCGAAGAAGUCGAAGUGGCUUCUCCUUCGGCUGAGGCUGAUGCCGGGGUUGCAACUGUGCCGGCUGAUGAUGUUGGGGGCUCUAAUGCCAUUGUUGUUGUCGAGAUGGUUUCUGCCCCCUCGUCGAUUGCUAUGUCCUAGCCGCCCCCUAUCGGCCAAGACUCCCGGAAGAAGAGGGCCGGAAAGGAGUUGGCCAACGGGACCUACAAGCUUGAGGUCGAGUACCCUAUCAAGGGUGGCAUUUUUAACGAUGAUGUUGACGGCCAUGACGUGCUUGCCCAAGCUGUCCCGGUUGAGGACCGGGCUUAUCUGAAGAAGCUUGGCCCCGUCAGGAUUUAUGACGGCGGGAUGGACCUUGUCUUCCAAGUAAGUUCCUUGUACUUUACCCUUUUUACACUUCUUGAUGCCACAAGUGUUUGCAUCGUCCUAACCUUCUCAUUCAUUGCAGGGGGCCCUUAUGCUGAUGGAGAACCAUAAGAGGCAGGAACAAGAGAUUGCUCGGUUGAAAGAGGCUGAGCAAAAAGCGGAUUCGGCCGAGGAGGCCAUGGCCUACCUGGACUGGCUCCGGGACGAAGUGGGGGCCCUGAAGAAGAGGGUCGAUGACGCCGAUGCGACCUAUCAUCAGGUGGCGGCCGAAAGGGAUGACGCCUUGAGAGUAAAGGAUGAGGCGCUAAAGGGUCGCGACGAAGCCCUGCUCCGAGCCGAGGAUGCCGCGAAAUCCCAAGCUGAAGCCGAGAAGGCUGCUGAGAAGGCUGCUGAUGCCGCAGUCGAGAAAUUUCUGGUCGAAGGUCGUCGGCCCUGGUGCUACGAGGUUGUGGCGGACCGGCUAGAAGAUUGGGCCAGAACUGCCCUACCGGCCAAGACUACUUUCAAAGGGAGAUGUCUGUCUAUUACGACAUGGGUCAGCAGAGGAUGCAACGGCCAAUCUACCAGAGGCUGCAUCGCGCUUUCAAAAAGCUGAAGCUUACCCAGAGAUGGGCCAGGAAGAAUCUGAUGCUUCCCAAGAUAAUGAAGGACCCAGAGGACGAAGCAAAUCUCCCCCCUUUUGAGAGGCAAGCCCCGAUACUCAACUCCUCCAUUGGUGAGCCGGAUUGGUCCGACGACGACGCCUUGGCCGACACUGUUGUCUCCGCAGUAGCCGAGGCCAGUGCAGAUGUGGGGACGGAGGAGGGCACCGAAGUUGUUGUCGAGAAAGCCGAUGUGGGGCAGGUUGCUGAUGAGGUCGCCCCGGAGAAUUGAUCGGCCAACCCUCUUUUCCCUUUUUUUAGCUUAGGUCGGUGUUGUGGCGCCCUUAUUUUGUAAUGGCCGUUGUGCCCCCAUGUACCUUUCCUUUGAUGAAUGAAAAUAUGUUUCUCUUUCGACUUUAGUGUUUACGAUGUCCUCCUCGUCUUUCCUUUCCUUUUGCUUUUGUUAUCCUUACUUCGAAAUUUUUCCAAGUGUUUAAGUUGGGACUUGGACAAUCAUUCUCUUUGGUUGUUUCCUCUGGUUGUGGCCGAAGCAGGUGAUGGAUAGUAUACCCGGGGGGUAGCUUAUCCGAGGGGUUAUUACGGAGAAUAACUAGAGAGAAGUCAGAGUAAGUAAGUAUAGAGAGAGAAAGUAUAUUAGCAAGUAUCCAGCGUGUUGUGACUUGGUUACAAAUGGGGAAAUGGGGUGCUAUUUAUAGCAGCAAUAAAUGCCAGACAGGGACACGUGUCAAGCGUCCAUUGGCCGAGAGGUCACCUCAACUGGUUGGCGCUGACAAACGCAUGUGGCCGCAUUUAAUGCGGCUGUUGGAUGGGGCGUUGUACAGGGUAAGGUGAUCCAUACGCAUGUGGAGCGGAUAUUGUGUCGGAAAAGGCGCCCUCGGCAGUAGAUGACAAGCCGAGGGCUCUGAGUACCGGGGACCCCCUUAGUGCCGAGGGCUACUGAUUUUCGCCGUUUUUCCCAGUAACUUUGUUUUCCUGUCUUGGCCCUCCUGUGAGAGUUAGAGCCUUCGGUCAGGGGGCUGAAGACACCCCUGGUGCGCAUUGUGGGCUGCUUGGUACUUUGGGCGCGGUGAUUCGGGCCUGUUGUGCUUUCUGGGCCUGUUGGGCCUUCAUUGGAGUAGUAGGUGUCUGUGGGCCGGGGGUUCCCGGGCCAUAUACUCCAUCAGGAGUCCCUCACUCCUUUUUUCGAAAGGUACUUGAGGGAAAAUGAGUAAUUGUGUUUGUCCUCUGCCGUUGUUCCAUUGUAGUUUGUGGUGUUGUGGGUAGUUUGUUGUUUGUUUAUUCUGCCGGGGGCAGUCCCUCAGUUACCCACAUGUCGGGACUUGAGGGGUCAUGUUUGUGAUUUUUGUGAUUUUUCCCGGGGGUGGGGGGGGGUUCUCCAGUCCCCCACUCCUUGAGGCACUUGCAAAGUGGUGAAAAGGAGUAGAGUAGUUGCGUUGCUGUUUUGGGCCGAAGGCUGACGCUUUUCGUUUCAUUUUGGGGGGAUGCCUCGUUAAAAACCUCAUUAGGAAAAACCCUAUGGGAAAAAAUCCUAAUGAGGGAAAAAGAGUGCACCGAAUUCCCCCAACGAUGAAUCGAAAAUGUGAAACCUUGGUUCAAAAUGGAGAAUAAUGCUGAUGCCGAAGGCUUUCCUUGUUCUGAGGGCUCAUGUGUUGAUUAGCCGGGGGCAUGCUGUUGAUUUCCUGGGAGGUACCGAAGGGGAGUCCCUCAAUCUGGGGAUCGAGGGCGUCAUGAAUGUGAGUAGCAGUUGAAGUGUCACCGGGGUGCCCCCUGUUUGUUGUUCAGUUGGGGAGAAGGGUAUCCGAGGGCUCCUGUAACCUGUGUGCCGUAGGCUGUCCGUCAAUGAGGCGCAUUUCCCGGGGGCUACCCGGCCCUCAAAGUGCUGAGGGGGGAUCCCCGAGGGGUGGCCUGUUAUGAGGCCGUGGGCUUCUGAAGGAGUGAGCCCGAAGGCACUUGUUAUGUAGUAGCCUUCGGGGACACUUUGAGUUGUUGUUGGCUGAGCCUGCCAUGUUUUGUAGUAUUUGAACCUUCGGUUUUAUGUGUAGCUGGAGGCAAUCCUUGAGUGGACUUAGCCAUUUGUUGAUGAUGUCUGUUAUGAACGGUAUCCUUUGUGCUUGUGAACUUCCAGGUACCGAAGGUGUUCCCGUGGGGAGCCCUCGGUAUGUUUUUAUGAAUUGUUGGAGUGAUGUACUCAUUGAUUUCUCGCCGAGUCUACUCCCCUUCACCACCCCAUUUUUUUUUGAGUAGUGAAGGGAAGGCUUCAAGAAACUUGGUUUCUUGGUAAGGUUUGGCCUAUCGGGAGGUAACUGAAUACACCAUAAGCUCCCCCCUCGGGUUAACCUUCCGAGUUCUGAGGGGAUCGAGGGUCGAUUCCUGGGUACAAGAUGUGGUGGUCUGUAGCCUGCCUCCCCUUGGGGGAUGGCGCGGAAAGCGCCUCAGUUUUGAAAGUCGUCCCCUCGGUGCUAGACAUAGUCCAUGGCCUGCCACACCCUUGGGGUGGUGGCGCGGGGAGCGUUUCGGAUUGGAAGUCGAAUCCUGGGCAUUUAUCGUGCCUGUCAUACCCUUGGGGUGAUGACGCGGAAAGCGUUCCGUUUUUGAAAGUCGAAUCCUGGGCAUUUCUCGUGCCUGUCAUACCCUUGGGGUGAUGACGCGGAAAGCGUUUCAGGGAAGGGUUUUCAUUUGCACACUGGUUGCAAAUGGCCGGGUGCACUACGUGCUGCCGGCACCGAGAAGUGGCGCCUUCGGUAUAGGCGUCCUCGAGGAGUACGACUUAGAAACAACACUUGGUGUUUGUUCCGAUUUGCGGCCCCCGGUACUUGGUACCGAGGGGUCUUUUGUGAAAACACUUGGUGUUUUUUCCCAUUUUUUGGAGAUGAUUGUGUCGUCUACCCUCGGUACUUGGUACCGAGGGGUCUUCUGUGGAAACACUUGGUGUUUCUCCCCGAUUGUUGAAGGGGAUUGUGUUAUCUACCCUCGGUACUUGGUACCGAAGGGUCUUCUGUGGAAACACUUGGUGUUUCUUCUCAUCUGUUGAAAGCUGCUGGUGGCGUGUCCCCCCGGCACCAGGUGCCGAGGGGGUUCCUUUUGGGGACGGGUGGUGCUUUGUUGUAGGUGAUAGUAUUGUCUACCCUCGGCACUUGGUGCCGAGGGUUCUUCUAUUAUGGUGAGGCCUUGGGCCUGAGGGUGAUAUGAGGGUUUGGCCCUUGUGAUAUUCUUGUUCCGUGUUCUCGGUGUCUUCAAAAUGCCUUCAUUCUUCAGAAUUCUUAGGCCUUGGGGCGUAAAAUAAUACAUUCACUAGUUAUGAGAGCUUGGCCGCUCUGAUGUUAUUGAUAAAAUUUAACUAAGUGAUGUACAUUCCAGUGCCUAGGGACUUCAGUCCCGUUAGGGCGUUUUAGCUUGUAUGUUCCGGGUUUGAUGAUGGCUGCCACGAUGUAGGGGCCCUCGAACUUUGGUGCCAUCUUUCCUCCCUCGGUUGGUUGGCUAGCUUCCCUUCUUCGGAGAACAUAGUCCCCCACUUGGAAUUCCCGGGAGCGAACCUUGGCAUCAAUGUAACUUUUCACUUGCCUUCAGUAGUUUUCCGUGCGCAUGAAGGCUUGCUCUCGGCGUUCUGAAAUCAGGUGGAGGUCGAGGGCCAUAUUGGCGUCGUUGGCCUCUGGAUCAUACUGUAUGACCCUUCGGGUUGGAAGAGUUACCUCGGUGGGGGCCUUGCUUCAAAUCCGUAGUAAAGGGAGAAGGGUGUCUCGUCAGUUGCCCGCCGAGGGGUGGUACGGUAGGCCCAUAAGAUGUUGUGGAGCUCUUCUACCCAACCACCCCCUUCGGCCUCCAGCUUCUUUUUUAGGCCCUCGAGCAAGGUCAUGUUGGCGUUCUCCACUUGACCGUUGCCCUGAGGGUAAGCAACGGACGAGAAGGUGUGUUUGAUGCCCCAUGCCUCUAGGAGGGCACAGAAGGGGGCUGCCUCGAACUGAGUCCCGUUGUCGGAGAUUAUUUGCUGAGGGACGCCAAACCUGGUGAGGAUGUUCUUGAGAAAAAAUGACGGCACCUGGCCUCAGUGAUGCUGGCGAGGGGCUCCGCUUCCACCCAUUUGGUGAAGUAAUCGAUGGCGACAAUGAUGUAUCUGUUGUUGGAGGUACCCCUCGGCAGAGGGCCCACGAGGUCUAUGCCCCAUCGAGCGAAGGGUAUGGAUGUGCUGAUGGGGGCAUAGUUGACCGCUGGCCUGCCGGGGGCUUUCUGGAAGUGUUGGCAAGCGGGACACCUCCGGGCAAGAUCUGCACAAUCCUGGGCCAUCGUAGACCAGAAGUAGCCCUGGAUUAUUAGCCUUUGGGACAUGGAGAAGGGUCCCUGGUGAACUGAGCAAGUGCCACUGUGUACUUCCUCCAUCCCCACUUCAGCUUCAUCUUGAUGAAGGCACCGAAGUAGUGUCCCGUUGUAGGACCUUUUGUAAAGCCUCCCGUCUUCGAUAAUGUAGCUGGGAGACCUCAGUUUUGCCAGCUUGGCGCGGGCCUCAUCCUCGGGCAGUUGCCCUGUGGUGAUGAAGGCGACGACGUCUGAGAUCCAGUCGCCUUGCCUUUGUUGUAUGUGCAUGAUGGGGCUAGCAUGUAUGCUAGAGAGGCUGAGUUAUUCUAUGUUGGCAAUCUUCGAGAUAUGCUCAGGGGAUUCUGCCGAGAGCUUUGAUAAAAUGUCGGCCUCGUAGUUUUGAGCCCUCGGUAUUUGAGUAAGAGAGUGUGCCUCAAAUACCUUAAGCAACUCCUUGGCCGCCUCCUUGUAUUGCUUCAUUCUCCCUUCCUUGGCUUCGUACUCCCCGGAGAUUUGGCCGACGACUAACUUGGAGUCGCACUUGACGUGGAUUUGUCGGGCCUUCAUGUUAGCUGCCAGCCGAAGGCCACAGAGGAGAGCCUCGUAUUCGGCUUCAUUGUUGGAGACUUUGAAGGAGAAACGGACUGCAUAAUAGGCCCGGAAGCCCUCGGGUGAGAUGAGAACCACCCCUCCUCCACAUGCCUUGAUGGCGGAGGAGCCGUCGGUGUAGAGAGUCCACCAAUCAUCUGAAGGGGCCGAGGGCUCCUCGUCUGUGGCUGCCCUUGCCGUACACUCCGUCACGAAGUCCGCUAGGGCUUGGCCCUUGAUGGCGGGCCUAGGACGGAUGUCGAUGUUGCAUUGGCUCAAGAAGACAGCACAUUUUACCAUUCGGGAGGAGCAAGUGGGGCUCCUCAUCAAGGCGCCGAGGGGUUGGUGAGUGAGGACCUGGACCGGGUGAGCUUGGAAGUAGUGGCCCAACUUCUUGACGGUCCAUACGAUAGCCAAUACUGUUUUUUCCACGGGGGAGUACCGGAGUUCCGCCUCCCUGAGGGUCUUGCUAACAUUGAAGAUGGCAUGCUGGAAGUCAUCCUCUUCCCGGAUGAGUACUGAGCUGAUGGCAGCCGGGCUAACACCCAAGUAGAGGUACAGGAUCUCCCCUACCUUGGGUUUAAAGAGCACAGGGGGUGAAGAUAAGUAUCGUUUCAGCUCCUCGAAUGCCCCCUGACAUUCUGAAGUCCACUGGAAACCGGCGGUGUAACACCCCGGCCCCGUAGGCCCCGAGGUAGUUACUUCUGACCUCUAGUACUGUCCUCACAAACCGCCACUAGCCUUUUCCGCGCACUUUGUCCUCACUCGUGCGCGCCCUGAGAAACUUCCCAGGGGGUCACCCAUCUUAAGACUACUCCCGUGCAAGCACGCUUAAUUUUGGAGUUCUUGGCUAAUGAGCUCCCUUAAAAGGAGAUGCAUCUUGUUGGUAUGAGUAGUACUAUUAAUCCAUUUAAAUUAAAUCUCAAGUGUUACAAUCACCCCCACUUAGGAUCGCAACGUCCUCGUUGCGUCCUUGAACCAAUCUCAAUCAUAUCCCAGAAUCUUUUCCCCUACUAAGUGCCCGCCCGAUAUCCAACGGAUCAACACACUGUCGCAGGGUUGCUCUGAUACCAUUUGUAACACCCCGGCCCCGUAGGCCCCGAGGUAGUUACUUCCGACCUCUAGUACUGUCCUCACAAACCGCCGCUAGCCUUUUCCAAACACUUUGUCCUCACUCGUGCGCGCCCUGAGAAACUUCCCAGGGGGUCACCCAUCCCAAGACUACUCCCGUGCAAGCACGCUUAACUUUGGAGUUCUUGGCUAAUGAGCUCCCUUAAAAGGAGAUGCAUCUUGUUGGUAUGAGUAGUACUAUUAAUCCAUUUAAAUUAAAUCUCAAGUGUUACAGGCGGUUUUCCUCAUGAUCUGGAAGAAGGGUAAGGACUUCUCCGCCGAUUUUGAUAAGAAGCGAUUGAGGGCUGCCAGGCGGCCCGUCAAUCGUUGGACCUCCUUUACGUUGUGUGGGGGCUCCAUGUUGAUGAUGGCCUGGAUUUUCUCGGGGUUGGCCUCGAUACCCCUUCGGCUCACCAUGUUGCCCAAGAAUUUGCCCCCUGGACGCCGAAGGUGCACUUCUUGGGGUUCAGCCGAAGGCUAAACUUCUGCAUGAUGGCGAAGAUCUCCCUCAGGUCAUCAGCAUGGCUUGCUGAUUGCUUGCUCUUGACGAUCUUGUUGUCAACAUACGCCUCCAUGGUGCGCCCUAGGACGGCUUGGAAUACCUUGGCCACCAUCCGAGUGUAGGUGGCACCUGAGUUCUUUAGGCCGAAGGCCAUGACGAGGUAGUAGAAGAUGCCCUCGGGAGUCAUGAAGGCUAUUUUUUCAGCGUCUUGCUCAUGCAUGUAUAUUUGAUGAUAUCCGCGGAAUGCGUCGAGGAAUGACAUGAUUUCACACCCCGCGGUUUCAUCCACGAUUUGAUCAAUAUUUGGCAAAGGAAAGGGGUCCAUGGGACACGCCUUGUUGAGAUUCGUGUAGUCCACGCACAUGCGGAAUGAGGGUGGUUUCUGUGCGAGGACCACGUUUGCCAGCCAUGAGGGGUAUUUUACCUCCUUGAUGUGCCUGAUAGAGAGGAGCAUGGCGACCUCCUUCUUUACGAAUUCCCUCCUCUCGGCCGAGAGGGGUCUCCUCCGCUGCUGUACUGGUUUGGUCGAAGGGUCCACCGAGAGGCGGGGGGUGAUGACCCUUCGGCUGAUCCCCGGCAUGUCCUCUGGCCCCCAUGCAAAAACAAUGGAGUAGGCGCGGAGGGCGCUGAUGAUGUCGGUCCUCAAAUCUUCAGGGAGCUUGGCUCCAAUGUUCACGACUCUCUCCGGCUUGGCCGGAUCGAGCGCGAAGUCUUCUACCUCCUCGGCUGGUUCAGCCCUCAGCCUCCUUUCUUCCACUUCCACAGUUCCGGUGAUGGUGUCAACGCAGAACUCCGUCUUGCUAACCUUCUUUGUAACUUGAAGGUAGCAAGCGCGGGCAAGCUUUUGGUUUCCCCUUGAGUAACCGAUUCCCCCUUCGGCUGGGAACUUGAGGCAGAGGUGCCUCAUGGAGAUGACGGCUUCGAGAUCCUCAAGGGCUGGCCUGCCGAGGAUGAUGUUGUGGGCGCAGUCGAUGUUGACGACGACGAACUCCACUUCGAGCUUGGCUCUAUGGAGGCCGUCGCCGAAGAUUACUGGGAGGGUUAUUCCCCCCUCGGAAUCAAUGGUGUCGCCGGUGAAACCGGCAAGAGGGGUCUUGAUGGGCCGAAGGGACCCCCUCUCCAGAUGCAGCUCUCUGAAGGUGUUGAGGUACAUUACAUUGACGGAGCUGCCCGUGUCAAUGUAAGUUCUGUGAAUAAUAGUGUCGUUGAUCUCUGUGCGGAUGACGAGGGCAUCCCUGUGGGGGGAGGAUACUGGGGGGAGAUCAGCGUUGGUGAAGAUAAUGGGUUCCUCCCUCACGUAAAGUGAUUGAGCCCACUUCUUUCGUUGACUCGUAGAGUCACCCCCGGUAUUUCCCCCUGUAAUCAUGAGGAUGUGACGUUUCUUUUCUUGAUACCGGGGGUACUCCUCCUCCUCUUCUUCCAAGUUCCCAAUCUCCCUCUUUUUGCCGAGGGGGAUGGUGUUGGGGUUGACCCAUGCAUUCGCUCUCGCAGUUUGCCCUCGGGGUGGCCCCUGAUGAGGGGGGCCUUGCUGCUGAGGGCCCUGGACAAACUGGGACAGAUGGCCAGCUUGUAUCAAUCUCUCGAUGGCCGUCCUCAGCUGAUGGCAAUCAUCGGUCCUGUGCCCCUGGUGUCGGUGUAAACGACAAUAGGGGUAGUUUGGAUUGAUGGCAAAUACUUCCGAGGGCGCUCUCCUCAGCAAAAUCCAGGAUGACGCUAACGGGGUGCGUCAAUGGUGUCCGAGGGUGCUCCAGGAGGACAGGCUGUGCCCAAGCCCUCGGGUUCCCCUUGUAGCCUCCCCCAGGCUUGGCUUGGCCGUGCCGGGGGCGAUCACCGGAGGGGGCAGGAUCCCUGGGAUGAUUGCGGGGAGCCCCCGGUUACCUUUGUCUUCUGGCCGAGGGCGUUGCUGAUCUGGGACAUGGUGGCAUUUCUCCUCCUCCUCGGCCUCGGCGUACCGGUCCCCCCCGCUGUAGGGCCCUUAUAUAAUCGCGGGGGGUUCGAUGAUGAGGCUCCUUGAGAAGUUCCCGGGGCGGAGUACUGUUUGUAGGAGGGCCAGGAGGGUCCCGUCGUCAGCGCCAUCAACUUUAUCAGCCUCCGUCCUCCAGCGCUCCAGGAAGUCCCGAAGGGUCUCCUCCUUCUUCUGCCUCACUGUUAGCAAGUGGGAGAAGUGUUUUCUUGUGCGGCGCCUCCCCGCAAAUUCGUCAAGAUUCGCUGGGCGAGUUCUUGCCAUGAGUCAAUGCAGCCCUCGGGCAAUCGAUUGAACCAUUCGCAAGCUGGCCCUUCUAGGGUGGAGAGGAACCAGCGGCACAAAUAUUCAUCCGAUGCCCCCACCAUCAUCAUGUUGUUUUGAUACCGGCUGUAGUGCUCUUGGGGGUCAGUCUUUCUGUCAUAGGGCUUGAUGAGCUGCCCUCGGUAUUUUUCCGUGAUCUGGGCCGCCAAUACCCUUGGGGUAAAUGGCGUCCGGGUCCGAAGCUGUAUGGUGGGUUCCCCGGAGCCCUCGGCUAUCUUCUUCUGCGUUUCCUCCAUCUUGGCCAUCAUCGCCUCAUACUUGAGGUCCGUAUGAGGGGCAGAAGUGGUGGUGUGGGCUUUGGUGGCCUCCAUCUCGUCAAGCCGGCGCUGGAGGGCCGCAAUGAUUUUGUCUCGGGGGUCCCUCGGGAGGGUCUUCGCCCCCUGCGAAUGGACCCGAGCCGAGUGGGCCUGGUUGAUUUGGUGGCGCGCGUCGUCGGCAUGGAGAGGUGCCUUGCCCUUGUCCUGAGGGGGACGCCUUUCAUUGGCCCUUGAGACGGACCCGUCACUUUCCUGAGGCCUUUGGAACGCCUUCCCCCCAAGGCGGUCUUGGACGCCCCUCUGAGUCUCUCGAGGGCGGAGGUCCGGAGUUGUUCCUUGUUCACGUUGUGGCGGUCCCGGGACUGGACUUCCUGGGAGGCCGUAUCUUGGGCCACGACCCCCUCGGAGUUCCGGAGGACCGGGUUACCGAGGGGUCGUGGAUGAGGGGGAGGCAUGAUAUUCUCCCCCGCCUGAGGUUGGAGGGGAACCAAAGUGCCGAAGGCACCCGGGUUCUGGGUGAGCGUCUGGAUGAAGGCGGAGAGCGCCGAUUGUACGUCGAUGGUGAUGACCGGAGGGCUAAUUUGAUUUUCGCUCCGGUCCUUUUUCUUGGCCUCGAUGCCGAGGCGGGCAUCGGGGGCAUUUUGUUGAAUCUGCUGGCGUAGGUCGACAGCCGUCUGGUCUAACCCGGCGAUGACGCCGCCCCCGGGAGCCCUGUUAGAGGCCUCGGGGACGUCGACCUCACCGAGGGCCAGGUUCCUGUCCUCUACAUUCUUGGAGUUGGCACGAGUUGUUCUCACCAUUUUAGAUGGGUGUUUUGUAUUUGGUCGAGGUGGAGGGUUUCUUACUUGAUUGUUCGACCUCUCAACGAGAGCACCAAAUGAUGGAUAGUAUACCCGGGGGGUAGCUUAUCUGAGGGGUUAUUACGGAGAAUAACUAGAGAGAAGUCAGAGUAAGUAAGUAUAGAGAGAGAAAGUAUAUUAGCAAGUAUCCAGCGUGUUGUGACUUGGUUACAAAUGGGGAAAUGGGGUGCUAUUUAUAGCAGCAAUAAAUGCCGGACAGGGACACGUGUGAAGCGUCUAUUGGCCGAGAGGUCACCUCAACUGGUUGGCGCUGACAAACGCAUGUGGCCGCAUUUAAUGCGGCUGUUGGAUGGGACGUUGUACAGGGUAAGGUGAUCCAUACGCAUGUGGAGCGGAUAUUGUGUCGGAAAAGGCGCCCUCGGCAGUAGAUGACUAGCCGAGGGCUCUGAGUACCGGGGACCCCCUUAGUGCCGAGGGCUCCAACUGCCGAGGGCUACUGAUUUUCGCCGUUUUUCCCAGUAACUUUGUUUUCCUGUCUUGGCCCUCCUGUGAGAGUUAGAGCCUUCGGCCAGGGGGCCGAAGGCACCCCUGGUGUGCAUUGUGGGCUGCUUGGUACUUUGGGCGCGGUGAUUCGGGCCUGUUGUGCUUUCUGGGCCUGUUGGGCCUUCAUUGGAGUAGUAGGAGUCUGUGGGUCGGGGGUUCCCGGGCCAUAUACUCCAUCAGCAAGUAACUUAGGUGAUCAUGCUUCGUCCAUAAUGAACACCCCUUGCUUUAACAGCACUUUAGAAUUUAUUCUAGGUGUCAUACUUUAAGUGAUUGAGUGUCCGCUUCGUCUUGUGUCAUCCCCCACCCCUUUUUAUUUUACUUGCAAUUUUUCCAAGUGUUGAACAAGAACUCAUGAACCUACUUCCUGUAGUUGUGGCCGAUGAAGGAUCUUGCCCUUUGCUCGGCUGGGGGGGGGAAUGUCUUCUUCGUCUUUGUAAUGUUUGGUGUCCCACUUUUUUGUGGAAAUCUCUAAGUGUUUAGCUUAGAGUAUGUGUCCGCUUCAUUCUGACGUGGACGAUGAGAGUUGUUGAUUCUCCGUCCGGCCUUAGGACCCUAAUGAUGGUGACGUGGACACGAUUACCUAGGGUGCCCCUUAGGAAUUUUCCCAAAUAUUUGGAAAUUGUUCCAAUUGUUGGAUAAACUUUGGUGAUUGCUUCCUUAAUGGGUAGCUGAUGACGGCUUCCCGUUAAGGUUGCCUGAUGCCGGCUAUGUGGCGCCCUUGUCGGCCACGGGAGUUUACCUUGGCAUUUUUGUCCAAGUUUCCUCUCUUUUUUCUUUUCGUACGAACGUUUUCGCCCAUAAUGCGUGGUAUUUUCCUGAUACGUACUCAAUUUCGGGGAUUUUAUUUUUAUUGCUCGUGGCCGGUCCAUCGGCUUCCCUCUUUUGUCUUUGGGGAUAUCGCUUUAGGCUGGCAAGUGUGUGGUCCUUCGGUUGUCCCUCUUUUAUUUUUGGGGAUAUCGCUUUAGGCCGGCAAGUGUGCGGUCCUUCGGUUGUCCCUCUUUUAUUUUUUGGGGAUAUCGCUUUAGGCCGGCAAGUGCACGGUCCUUCGGCUGUCCCUCUUUUAUAUUCUUCCUCUUUACUUCUUUGAGCGAGGAGUGGGUAUCCUUCUUUAAGGCUUCGUCCAAGGGGUCGAUAGUCCCUCGUCCGGUAAGGAGUCCUACUGGAUCGUCAUGUAAUCUCAGGGAGGUCCCGUCGCCUAUUUAUGACGCGGGCUAACGCUUUUGGUCGUUUAUCGACGGCUGUCGUUCCUCAUCCCUAAGUUUGGGGAUUUUUGUCACCUAGGCCAUGAUUUCAGACUUGUCGUCCUGCGAUUUCGCGGGUGGGCGACGCGGUGAGCUUCCCAUUUCAAGACGUGGGCUCUUUGUGGGCCCUUCGUCCUGGGGACACCGUCAACCUUACCUGAGCGUCUCGCUCUAAGGGGCCGAAACGAUGUGCUCUGUCGACCUUUCCUGAGCAUUUUUGCUUUGAGGGGUCAGUGUAGUAUAGUAUCAUUUCCUUGAACUUUUUAGAAAAGUAGAAUACAACUUUUAUUGAUAAGUGGCUCGAGGCCGAGGGUGGCGUUCGACCAACAAUCCGUGGGAAGGUGAGGGCUUUGCCGGCUGCGCCGUCCCCGGAUUAUUGAUAGAAUUUGACCAAGUGAUGUACAUUCCAUGUCUGUGGUACAUUGGACCCAUUUGGGUGUUUUAGUUUGUAGCUGCCGGGCUUGACCACGACACUGACGAUGUAGGGGCCUUCGUAUUUGAGUGUCAGCUUGCCACCUUUCGUCGGCUUACUCGCUUCUCUUCGGCGAAGGACAUAGUCCCCCACCUUGAAUUCCCGGGAACGUACCUUGGCGUCAUAGUAUGAUUUUACUUGACGCCGGUAGUUCUCUGCCCGGAUGAAGGCCUGCUCUCGUCUUUCUUCGAUCAGGUGGAGAUCAAUCUUCAUGUUUUCUUCAUUGGCUUCAGGCUCAUAGCGCUCCACCCAUCGGCUGGGUAUGGUGACCUCUGUGGGCGCCUUUGCUUAAAAGCCAUAGCAAAGGGCAAAGGGUGUUUCGCCCGUCGCCCUCCUCAACGUAGUACGGUAGCACCACAGAAUAUUGGGGAGCUCAUCGGCCCAACUGCCCCCCUGCGUCUUGGAGCUUCUUCUUCAAGCCUUCCAGGAUGGUUCUGUUGGCGUUCUCGACUUGCCCGUUGCCUUGAGGAUAGGCAACGGAGGAGAAAUGAUGUUUGAUUCCCCACUCUUGGAGGAGCUCUUGGAAGGGUGCGGCCUCGAACUGGGUGCCGUUAUCGGAUAUGAUCUCAUGAGGAACGCCGAAGCGGGUAAGGAUAUUCUUGUGGACGAAUUUCUGACACUUGGCCCGUGUGAUGCUGGCCAAGGGUUCCGCUUCGACCCACUUGGUGAAGUAGUCCACGGCGACGAUGAUGUAGCGGUUGUUGCCAGCGGCUCUGGGCAGGGGGCCGACCAGGUCAAUACCCCAUCUUGAGAAUGGGAUCGCGGUGCUGACCAGGGCGUAGUUGACGCCUGGCCGACCAGGGGCCUUCUGAAGGACCUGGCAUGCAGUACACUUCCUUGCAAGAUUAGCA